UAAUGAGGAGCCGCAGCUCCGAGGACCCAGUCCGACCUUGUCUGACUCUCAGCCCGGCCUCCGCUCGGCUUGCAGAGGGGUGGAUAUCUGCUGAACCGCGGAGGAAAACCCCUUCAGACGCGCGCAACUUUGCCUUUCAUUCAUCCAUCUCCAGUCGCUGCUCCUCUGCGCCUGGGAACAAGCUCAACUACUUCAGCUUCUUCCGCAUAUUGAAUUUCUCUCCCCAGCAGUUCUCCCUGCAAGGAUUCGGGAAAAGAAGACGGUUUUAAACCUAAAUCGCAUUUUUUGUUUCUCUCCGAUAGAUUUUUCUUAGUUUGUUUCAUCUUUUUCUUCCCCUUGCAGAGGAUUAAUUAAUUGCGCUCAGCCUUAGCGCAGGGUUGGAUGAUCUUUCCCUGUGCGCCCUACAGUACCACUCCAUUUGGACCACAAUGCAUCCUAUUUAGGAAAGGCUCUGAUUUCUAAAGUGUCGCAUUUAGGAAUGGCGAACGACUGCAACCGCAAUAUUGUGGAAAACUACAUCUUCCAUAAACUCUCCAAGAGGGGAUACGUUUGGGAAUUUAACGGGGAGGAUGGAGCCGCUGAUAACGGAGGGUUAGGGGACCAUUCGCCCACUUUAGUUCGGCGCUGCCGCGAUGCUGGAGCGGGGCCCCAAAGCGACAGCGACCCCCGCCGCCUCUGCAGGCGGCUCUCCGGCUCCGACCCGCGCGCGGACAUCCACCGGGUCCUGCGCGACGCCGGGGACGAACUGGAGAGACUCUACCAGUUGGACUUCGUGGAAAUGUCCCAGCAGCUUUACCUCACCAGGGACACGGCGAGGACGAGGUUCGCCGAAGUCAUAGACGAACUGUUCCGGGACGGCGUGAACUGGGGUCGGAUUAUCGCUUUCUUCGAGUUCGGCAGCACGGUGUGCGUGGAGUGCGCGUCCAAGGAGGAGAUGCUCUCCCAGGUGGACAACAUCGCGGAGUGGAUGACGGAAUAUUUAAAUGGAACCCUUGACAGCUGGAUACAGGAUAACGGGGGAUGGGAGGCAUUUGUGGAACUGUACGACAGACAAAAGGAGUCCAUUCUGAGCUGCUACUGGCCGUCCAUCAAGACGGUCUUUGGCCUUGCUGCGCUCGGGGCGGCAAGCAUCACCAUCGGGGCGUACCUUGCACAAAAGUGACAGUCUCUCUCUCUCUCUGUAUCCCUCUGACUCCAUCCGUUUACUUUUAUUUCCCAUCGCCCUUCUCCUCUCAUUUUCCUUUUUUUUCCUUGUGCCUACUGUUUUCAAAGACGCCCCUGACCCCCUCAGAGACAACCUUCAGACUGAAUCCGGCUCUCUUCAAAGCCUCUUUGUGAAAAGUUCUGUUCCUCUUGCCCCCUUCUGUCAGAACAGACACAACUCAGAAAACAGCAAAGGGAACCAGAGGUGCAGCCCAAGGAUGCAUCUGAGGUGUGAGCACACUAACCCGAGUGAACCGAGGAGGAACAAGGAGUGCAUGUCUUUUUCUUUUUUUUCCUGCCUGCUUCUGUGCGACUUUAGAGCAUGAUCGUUUGAAUGGUAAAGUAUAGACACAGUAUGCAAGGGUGGAACCUGUAUAAGGAGGGCUUGGUCAUGAAGAAGCAGCAGCAGCAGACACCCCCUCACUUGUUAUAGGACCAUGGAUCCUGUAGGAGCUGCGGACUCCAGUUACCUCCCUACAGCCGUCAUUCAAAGCACUUCUUUUGCAGAACAGCUGCUCUGAACGUGUAAUGGAAACAGCUCACUGCAGCCAGCACAGCGUGUGUCUACUGUUUUCACUCCUCACACUGCUCAGGUGAACACAUUGCACCAUUAUACACCCUCUCUCUCUCUCUCGAUUUGGGUCUGUAAUGGAGGAAAAGAAGGCCUGAGCUCGACUCGGCUGAGAGCUCCUUGAUUUUUGUGUUUGGCUUUAUUUCUCUUGCAUGGCAAACCAAAUGGGGAGGUUUUUGUUUGUGUGUGUGUGUGUGUGUGUGUUUUUUACAAGGAGUAUAAAAUAAAGAUUGAAGGUAUGUUGCCAAGCGUCCUGAGAGGAACAUGGAGCUGAGUGCACAGAGAGAAUGAGUUAGAGGUAGCCUACAAUAAAUGUUGCUUUCUGCAGCCUCUGCUAUAACAGGACAAUUUUAAGACCACAUUCCUCAAGCAGUGUAAUGUGAAGGAGACCAACCCCCCCCUGUUCAUUUUCUAGCUUUUACUAUUAGCACAAACAAUUCAGAGUUUGUGGUCCGACUGUCGACACGUGCGUCCUCCAGUUGCUGCAGUAAUGAAUCCGUUCUGACACUGACAGCUGUUGACGUGGACUGAGAAAUCUGGUGCGGCCACGUGUGACCGGGUGGAAAUCGUGUCAGCAGCAUUUCAGCCCCCGCCGCCCCCUUGUCCAGCUUCUGAAAAAACAUUGAUUUUGUUUUUCUUUCAACCUGUUUUAUUGAUGUUCGUCUUGUGUUACAGUCUGAUGGAAAAAAAAAAAAGUCUUGAAAAAUAUUUUUGUUGUUUGCAACCUCAUAGGUUUUAAAUGGAGAGGGGAGUUUAAUUUUCUGUCUUAGAAAGUCUCCAAAGUCUGUGUUGCAUGGAAGAAAGUCAGACUUAACAGAUUAGACGCUCAUGAUGUGUAACCGUAUUUAUAACAAAGCUACAGAGAAGAAAUAACAACGAAUAAAGCUACAACUCUUUAAUUUAUUUCAAGGUACAAGACUUUCAGAAUUAAACUAGUCACUUUUAUCUUCCUUCUUCUAUGAAAUCACACUGUAAACUACAUACUUUCCUGGCUGCUAAUAUAACAAUGUGUAGAAAUUAAUCUUUUUUUGUUGCGUUGAUCUUCGGCUUUGAGGCUGCUAUACUGUCAAGAUUAUAAUUUUUCCUCACAGCUUAAACUGCCACAAAUUUACAGUGUACAUGUGUAGAGAGCUGGAAACCAAAGUAAACUAGUAAUGAUCCAAUUCAAAAUGCAUCAUACAUGGAGCACAGUGCCAUGCAAAAGGGUUUUUCACAGGUAUUGUGUUUUUUUAGUGGGAAUUUAGGCUAGAUAAAGACUAAGUGGUGCACAGUUGUAAAGUAGAAAGAACAGGAUCCAUAGCUUUCAAAUUAUUUUUAUGAAAAAUAAAACAUACCUUUUGAAAUCCCGAUAAAAUCACAAACAGUCCUCAUUGCAUUAACUUAAAAUGCAAGGUGUAUGGCCUAGAACUGCAAUUCUACUGGCAGAUUUUGUCGACCACCUACGCUGAAAGGUUGGGCAAUAAGAGCAUUCAUUAAGGAAACAGUCCAGCCUCUUAUGUUAACAACGCAAACGUCCCCAUAGUUCAUUUAGGAGGAUCUGUAAACAGGACAGCUUUGGUGUGCUCUCUACAAAGCUGGCCUUUAAGAGAUGAAAGAGGCCAUUGUUUCAAGUAAGGUGUGAGAAGCAUGUAGGAAACACAGCAAAGAUACGGAUGAAGGUAAUCUGGACAGAUGAGGACGUAAAUGACCUUUGUAGCCUGUGUGAAAAUCGUUGCAUGUCACAGAAAAAUACUUUGAGUUUGGUGAUCUGGUAAGAAAAGAGGUUGAGACUGGGUGGGGUU
This is a messenger RNA of Cyprinodon variegatus (sheepshead minnow), 3555 nucleotides long. RefSeq names its product apoptosis regulator Bcl-2-like (gene bcl2b). The record is from RefSeq and is a predicted model, not a curated record. Gene Ontology annotation, cellular component: mitochondrial outer membrane. NCBI's taxonomy places the organism in Eukaryota, Metazoa, Chordata, Actinopteri, Cyprinodontiformes, Cyprinodontidae. Bases 479 to 1162 code for a protein of 227 amino acids. The transcript is spliced from 2 exons. Gene Ontology annotation, molecular function: protein heterodimerization activity; protein homodimerization activity. Gene Ontology annotation, biological process: extrinsic apoptotic signaling pathway in absence of ligand; intrinsic apoptotic signaling pathway in response to DNA damage; negative regulation of intrinsic apoptotic signaling pathway.